Molecule: messenger RNA, 1361 nt
Organism: Ananas comosus (pineapple)
Lineage: Eukaryota; Viridiplantae; Streptophyta; Magnoliopsida; Poales; Bromeliaceae
Exons: 2
Coding region: 609-1007 (132 amino acids)
Source: RefSeq, a predicted model, not a curated record
UCCAUAUCCGAGGAGAGAAUGGGUUAGAGAGAGAGAGAUAAAAAUAUCAGUGGCCAUUGCAUAUCAACCAAAGUUUCCUCACUGCAUAUUCUCUCUCUCUCUCUCUCUCUCUCUCCUUCAUCUUUUUAGCCCAAAGAUAUAAUCUUUGUCGGUGGAUUCCUUUUUGAAUCAGUUAUUAUUAUUCACCCCUUUCUAUAUUGUCUUGGUCCCUCCCUCCCCUGCUAACCUUUUUCUUUUCCUCUUCUCCUUGUAUUUUCCUUUUCCUUGGUGACACAAAGCUCAAUCAUUGAGCCCCCACCCCAAAUUUUUUUUUUUUUCUUUCAAAAAGUGAUCUUUUUCUACAAAAAUUUGAUGCCCAGGGAACAACUAUUCCCUACAAUCUUUUUCUCCUCUUGGGUUCAUUUGGGUGUCUUCUUGAGGAUCUUGAUGUGGGUUUUCACCCAGGGUUGGAAAGGUUUCAACUUGCCACUUGGGUUUUGUAGUUCUUUCUCUUUUCUUUCCUCUUAGGAAGAANAAAAAAAAAAAAAAAAAAAAAAAAAAAAAAAAUCCUCCCUUUUGUUUUAAAAAAUUUAUUAAAUGAGGUUUUGGUUGUGAUUUUUGUUUUUUUGAUGAGGGUUUCAUUGUACAAGUGCCAUUGCCCGAUCAUUUGCUGCUCCAAGUGUUACUCACCUUGUUGGGAGAGUUCCAGAGAUGCUCAUCCUGUUUCUUCGAGUCCGAAUCCAGUUACUGUUGCUGUGAAUGAGGGAGCUUCUGAUGAUCAGAGGAUUGGUGAUGAGGGUGAUGAGGAAAGGGGAGUUGUUGAUGAGGGGAAAGAAGAAGUGCUUCUCAAAAGCAGUCUAAAGAAGCAAUCCGGUCCCGAUUCGAUCGAGAUCGAAAAAGGGGGUGUGAAGUGGAGGGACUUCCUGGGGAAAGAUCUUGCCGAGGUUCGGGAGUUCGAACCAAUUGAAUCAGGAGAAUCAGAGGAUGGUUCUGAUGACAAUUCGAGCUGUGUGUGCGUCAUUCAAUAAGCCAAAGGCGCCUUUACAUUGCUAUGGAGUGGGAGCAAGUGGCAAAUUUAUCAUUAGCGCGUGAGAAUAAGAGGCUCGAGUAUUCUGGUGAUAGUUUUCUUUGUAAAUAACUCCCCUUUUGAGUUGUAUCAAUUGAUUGUGCAUCUUACAUAAUAUGUUCUUUGAAUUAUCUGCCGACUUUUAGUGGAUGCUGUAGUUAUGGCCAGAAAAGUGAGUCAGAACUUCGAAAUGAUGCAGAAACACAUCAGAUUUAGCUGGAAACAUUUUUGUCGGUCUCCUGCAGAAUCAUGUUGUUUUCGACUUCCCAUUUUGAAUGACUGAGUUUUGAAUUUUCAUUUUGAGUAGUUGUGUUUU